Molecule: messenger RNA, 576 nt
Organism: Colletotrichum orchidophilum
Lineage: Eukaryota; Fungi; Ascomycota; Sordariomycetes; Glomerellales; Glomerellaceae
Exons: 3
Source: RefSeq, a predicted model, not a curated record
CUUUCCCGGGCAUCUUUGUGCGAUGUGACUGUGUGCCCUCGGCCCACGGCCCACGGGGUAGAGCUUACUCGUGCGAGAAAGCACGACAGGUACGAUUUCGUCUUGGCUCGCAACCAACCCGGCUUCGAGGAAAGCCGACGAUGGAGGGACAGUAGGUGGCCGCUGCUGCUGGACGCUGCCAUCAACAACUCACAAGGUAUGGCUGGCGUCAUCGGGUUGAGCCAGGCCUGGCCGAUGCGGUUCACCGAAAGAAGGCAACUGUCGUCGGGUAACUGCAUCAUGCUGACCUUGUCCCAAAAGGAGCCGGUCAGGAAAAGUGCCCGAGGAUUAGGUAGCAAAUCCUCAGGGAAGAAGCACUGCACUGCCGGCCGGGGCAAUGACAAAAACAGCAGCCACUUGCUGGAGGUGUUGAUGUCUCGGCAGCUGAACCCCUGCGAGGAGAGCCAGCCAGAUGGCAGAGGUUGGCGGACGGGAGUGUCAAGAAAGACCAUCGCGCGGAUAGGCAGCGAAGACGGGUACCGGAGAGACAUACGUCGGAAGCUGGAGACGCCAUCGGCCGAGAAUCGGACAAGGUAG